AUGCAAGGCACAUUAAAUCAAAUCGACUAGGACAUCCUAGAGUUCACUAACAAGAUCAGAGCUAACCCUAAGGAGAUGAUACCACAUUUGGAAAAGAUACUUGCCACCUUUGAGGGGGAUGUCAUGUAUAUUGAUGGCUAAAUUGGAAUUCAGACUAAUGAGGGUCCAGCUGCUGUUUAGGAAGCUAUCGAAUUUGCUAAAACCGCAGCUCCAGUUGGAACUCUCACCUGGAAUGAUCAACUCGCCAGAUGCAGUCAAGACCAUGUUGAAGACAUUGGACCUAAAGGCUUGACUCAGCAUGAAAGUUCUAAGGGAGAGGGUUUAAUGGCUAAGGUUUCUAAGCAUUUCCAAGUAAAUGGAAUGGUUGGAGAGAAUUUGUCAUUUGGAUAAUCAUCAGGAAUUGAUGUUGUUUUACAGCUAGUUAUCGAUGAUGGUGUAGCAAGCAGAGGCCAUAGAAACAAUAUCUUUUAAUCCAAAUUCGGAAAGUUAGGUUGCUUCAGUGGCUAACACUCUGGGUAUGAAACAAUGACUUGCUUAGUUUAUGCUUCUUGA
Molecule: messenger RNA, 552 nt
Organism: Stylonychia lemnae
Lineage: Eukaryota; Ciliophora; Spirotrichea; Sporadotrichida; Oxytrichidae
Source: the annotation of a GenBank genome assembly